Messenger RNA from Momordica charantia (bitter melon), 2387 nucleotides. RefSeq lists its product as uncharacterized. The record is from RefSeq and is a predicted model, not a curated record. Lineage: Eukaryota; Viridiplantae; Streptophyta; Magnoliopsida; Cucurbitales; Cucurbitaceae.
AAGAAGCCAACGUAAGAUAAAUAAGUUGCAGAUUUUUCAUUUCCAAUUUCCAUGUCCUCUCCUGGUUGACUCGGGAAGAGACAUCACUGAACUCGCUCACUCCAUUGGAUCAUCUUCUUCCUCAAUUUCCCUUCAAUUCCGAUCAAUCCGCUCAUAUUUCCGAUGGGUUUUCGCCGGACCCCCUAACAGAAACCCCCUUUUCCCCAUUUCCGAUCCAUCGAUCAAUCAAUCCAAAACCCUAAGAUGCCCACCGCCGCCGCGCUCUUCCUUCUGUUCAUCAUCGCCGCCGCCUUCCCCCCGACCGCCACCGCCGCUCCGAUCCUUGGCCUCGAUUCGUUUCUGGCUCAGCAAUCUCGCUUCGACCCACCUGCCUCCAACGACACAUUUCUCUCCCUCUCAUCCUCCCUCAAGAAAUCCCUCUCUCUCUCUUCGUCUCCGCCCCCUCUCAUCCCUUCUUUCAUCUCCUCUCUUCUCUCUCUUUCCCUCUCUUUCUCUCUCCAUGUCCGCCUUGUGGGUGAUUUCCCCUCCGAUUCAUCCACCCAUCUCUCCAAUUUCCUCUCUGCAUCUCUCCCUUCCGACCAUUUCCAUGUAAUCGCUCCGUUUGAUUCGUUUCAACACCGUCUCGCCGUUAAACACUCGCUCCAUCUCGAUGUCUCUCAUGCUSCAUCUUUGGCCUCCCAUCUCUCUGAGAUAUUGGCAUCUGAAAUCUCCAAAACCACUUCUAGCCUCCGAUCUUCGCUUCUUGCGAUUCCUUACGCUUCUGUGGAUCAUGUUAUCAAGCAGGAUUUUGAGAAGGAGAAAUCCGGUCAAGGGGUUUACAUAUAUUUGCUCAAUUUGGGCUCCCAAUCGAAGCCCUAUGCUUACAACUAUGGCCAUGGGGAUUCUUCCCCUGGAGUCACCAAGUGUUUGGGAAGUAUUUGGAGUGGCGGAGAAAGGUAUUUGUGGGUUGAUUUGGGUGCAGGUCCUGUUGAUUAUGGGCCGUCGCUGUCCGGAGAUGGGGUUCUUCCCAGAGGCGAGUUUCAUCCGCUGGCAACGUUGCACGGCCGCCCGAAGUCGCAGAAGGCGCUGCUGGCCGAUUUGGCGUCGUUGGUUUGGAGCGCUUACCAGGUUCAUUUAGUUCCUUCUAUGAGAAUUCCUGUUCCUUUUGAGAGUUCAUUGGUAGUUCAGUUUAUACACAUUUAUGGCUCUGAGAGUAGUGAUGCUAGUGAUUUGGAUUGGAAGUCUAUUGAGAGAACCUUGAAUGAUGGUGGGUUGUUGUUGGGUGAGCAGUCUUUGAGUUUCAAGACUUAUAGGGUGAGCUAUGCGAAGUGUCCGAUUUGUGCUUUCGCCAUUUCUCGGUCCACGUAUUCAUAUACUUCAAGGUUUUUGUUCGAUAACUAUACUUUGAUUGUGAAUGAGUAUUUGGAUUCGAAGCGACUGCAUCAGAUACUGUCUGAUUCUGCUGAGGAGUUUAGAAGGGCUGGAUUCCCCGAGGAGGAGGAGAUGGCCAGAGUUAUCCCCGUUUAUGUUUUCGAUUUGAACUUGAACUCGAUCCUCUUGCUUGAUCGGUACCAUCAGUCUGUAGCAUUUACAGAUAUGGUUAUUGCUGUAAGGACAAGGAAUACCCAGACUGUGAGUGAUUAUAGCUGUAAUGGUCGCCAUGUAUUUACACAUACAAGGGAACUUGAGAGGCCGCUUGUUGGUUCAAUUUUACAGAGUAUGUGGGGAGUUUCGCCUACACAUUUAGCUUGGAGCUCGAGGCACAAUGACACCAUAGUCGAUUACUCGUGGAGCAUUGGACAAACUCCUUUUGGCCCAUUCUCAGAGGUUUCAUCCUUAUCUUUUGUACAGAAGGAUGCAGCGAGGAGAAAUGUUAUCUUGACAGCGUUGAAUCACAGUAUCACUAGUGUGAUUGAUGUUCUCGACUCUGUAGCUGCACAUGGGGGUGAUAGAAAUCUGCUUAAACCAAAACAAAGAACCGAGUUCAUUCAGAGGUGGAACCUUUUCAAGUACAAGCUGGACAAAGUGGUGUCUGCAAUGUCACAUUUCGACUUCGAGAUGGCUUUGUAUUACGUAAGAUCUUCAGAUCAUGACCUGUACGCGCUCCACUCCAUCAUCUACAAGGYGUCUCAAGAACUCGAGGCAUCUUUGGUUUGCUUUAAAGACCCACCAUUUCCAUGGGGUUCUAUUUCGAUAUCUAUAGUAGUUUUCUUUGCUUUGGUCUAUGUUUACACCAAGAGRGAUAGACUUUUCAAGAACAAAAGAAAGCAAUUUUGAUCCUAAUUUGUGGUCGCAGAGUAUGUAUUAUCCAACACAUUAAAUAUGUGAUCACCGCAAAGUUAGAUCAAAGCUGUUAGGAUGUUGAAUUCGGAUUCGCGAAUAACUGUUUACUUUGUUCGUUUCGACAA